Molecule: messenger RNA, 240 nt
Organism: Rotaria sp. Silwood1
Lineage: Eukaryota; Metazoa; Rotifera; Eurotatoria; Philodinida; Philodinidae
Source: the annotation of a GenBank genome assembly
AUGGCAUCAGGCGGAGGUGCUGGUUUUAAAAAUACGGGUCAACCAGGCUCGGAUAGUAUUUUAGGCAAGACUAAUUUACGUGUACGGGAUCAAAUGUCGUAUUCAAAAGAAGAUCCAGAUUCACAGCAACAAUCUUUGAAAAUAGCCGUUGCAAGCAGAAAUGAAGGUGGGAUGUUGUUAGAUGGAAAUAAGAGUGACGCUGGCAAUAAUUAUGGCAAAGGCAGUGAUGAUAACGAUUAA